This is a messenger RNA of Brassica napus (rape), 2973 nucleotides long. Its product is annotated as glutathione S-transferase T3. The transcript is spliced from 3 exons. The record is from RefSeq and is a predicted model, not a curated record. The coding region runs from base 380 to 988 and encodes 202 amino acids. NCBI's taxonomy places the organism in Eukaryota, Viridiplantae, Streptophyta, Magnoliopsida, Brassicales, Brassicaceae.
ACAUGGUCGUUCUUCUCUUCUAGUUAUAAAGAAAACGUUCUUUCUUCUCUUCUCCUUCCUUCUUCUCUUCACAUUUUGAAUUUCUCUUCCUUGACAAAUUCUGAUAUGGAUUCCUACCAAAUAUACCCAGACAAAUUCGAAGUUUGUUGACCUUCUUCACAGUCAACAAAACAUCUUUGGUUUAUCAGAAGAUAGCUUCAGACUAUCUUCACCACGCGUCCCACUUUCUCGCACUAAACCGAGUGAAGAAACUGCUGCAGAGCGCAGAGAAAGGAGGAAAUGGACGCCAAUUGAUGAUGUUGUUCUCAUCAGCUCUUGACUCAACACAAGCAAGGAUCCGGUUGUGGGGAAUGAGUAAAAAUCAAGGGCCUUUUGGAAAAUGAUUGCAGCCUACUUUGCUGCAAGUCCUAAGGUCGCAGGCUAUGAACAUAGAGAGGCCGCCCACUGUAAGCAACGUUGGCACAAGAUCAACUAUCUUGUCAACAAGUUCUGUGGGGCGUACGAAGCUGCAAGUAGAGAGAAGAGCAGCGGUCAAAAUGAAAAUGAUGUCCUUAAACUAGCCCAUGAGAUCUUCAACAACCACAAAAAAAAAUUCAACCUUGAGCAUGCUUGGAAGGAGCUGCGCAAUGACCAGAAAUGGUGUGACCUAUAUACUUCUAAAACCGAGGGAAGCGGUAAAAGAAGGAAGCUUGAUGACGGUGCACAUUCCUCAACUUCUGCUCCAUCCGAAAACAAUACUGCUGAAACUGAUCAAGCGACCACUCGUCCCCCCGGUGUUAAGGCUUCAAAGCGACAUGGUAAGCAAAAGACAAAGGCAGAGGGGAAGUCGAUCUCUGAGUACCAGACCAUGUUGAGCAUCAGGAAGGAGGAUCUCACUAUGAAGGAACGGCUUUCGAAGAUUAAGCUACUAGAUAGUUUGAUUGCCAAACCGGAACCGCUAGCUGAGUAUGAAGAAGCUCUGAAGCAGAAGCUUAUUACCGAGUUUUGAAGAUAGAAAAUACAAUGGUGAUGGAGAUGAGGUCAAUGCUUAGUACAGAACACGGGUAUGGAGUUGAAGGUGAUGGAGAUUAGGUCUACAUUCUCUCUCUCUCCUUUAGUCUUUGCUGGUCAAAAAGAGAGCACGAGUGUAGCAUUGGUCGCAGACUAGCUGUUUAGUCCUUCUGUCUUCUUCUGUAUUCUUCAGUCACGGACUUGUAAACAUUGGUGUCUUGAUGAUAUGAUUGUGGUGUGUCACAGACUUGUAAACAUGUAUAAAAAUUGUGUAUUGCAGCAACAUUUUAUUCACAAUCUCAUCUUCUCUCCUUCUCGUGUUUCAUUCUCUCCUUCUCAUGUUCGAGAUUAAAAAAAAAUACAAGCUCAUCAAACUUUUAAUUCACAAUCUCAUCUUAUCUCCUUCUCGUGUUCCAUUCUUUCCUUCUCGUGUUCCAUUCUCUUCUUCUCAUGUUCGAUAUUAAAAAAACACAAGAACAUCAAACUUUUAAUUCACAAUCUUAUUCUCUCAUUCUUUUAAUUCACAAUCUUAUUCUCUACAUUUUGAUCAUAAAUUUUAUUCGCAAAGCAAUGAAAAACAAUUUUAUGGCAUCUUCUUCUCAUAACAAUUUUGAGGGAGUAGAUGAUGAAGCUUUCGAUCAAUAUUUUGAUCAAGCUUUCGAUCAAUAUUUUGAUCAAGCUUUCGAUUAAGCUUUCUAUCAAGAAGAAAAAAGGAAAACAAGGAAAAAACGAGUUUUCAUCGAGAGAAACCAUGAAGAGGUCAUAUUCGUUUAUGAAAUGAUUAUUUCAGUGAAACGCCGACAUAUCCUGAAAAUCUAUUCCGACGAUGAUUCGGAAUGAACAAGCCAUUGUUCAUGCGUAUUGUUAAUCGACUAGCCAACGAAGUUCACUUGUUCAGACAAAAGAAAGAUGCUCUUGGAAGGCUUGGUCUCUCUGCACUUCAAAAGUGCACAGCAACUAUUCGUGUCUUGGCUUAUGGUGCUGCAGCUGAUACGGUUGACGAGUAUCUCCGGCUCGGUGAAACUACUACUCGGUUGUGUGUCAAAAAAUUUGCCGAAGAAAUAAUAUAUUUAUUUGGCGAUGAAUACCUAAGAAGACCAACACCGGCUGAUCUUCAACGUCUACUUGAUAUUGGUGAGCAUCGUGGAUUUCCUGGGAUGAUAGGAAGCAUCGAUUGUAUGCAUUGGGAGUGGAAGAAUUGUUCCACUUUGGAAAGGUCAAUAUUCAGUGGUUCGUCAAAACUCAUAAUCGUUUUAGAGGCGGUUGCUUCGUAUGAUCUAUGGAUAUGACAUGCAUUUUUGGACCUCCAGGUACUUUAAAUGAUAUCAAUGUUCUUGAUCGCUCACCAGUUUUUGAUGACAUAAUAAAAGGUCAAGCUCCGCAAGUCACUUACUCUGUCAAUGGAAGAGAAUAUCAUUUGGCUUACUACCUGGCCGACGGGAUUUAUCCAAAAUGGGCAACUUUUAUCCAAUCUAUUCCAAUACCACAAGGCCCGAAAGCGGCUUUAUUUGCUCAACAUCAAGAAGCUGUAUGAAAUGAUGUCGAGCGUGCUUUUGGAGUCUUGCAAGCUCGCUUUGCCAUUGUUAAAAAUCCAGCACUUUUUUGGGAUAAAGUCAAGAUUGGGAAGAUUAUAAGAGUAUAUAUCAUACUCCAUAAUAUGAUAGUAGAAGACGAACGAGAUGGAUACACUCAAUUUGAUGUUUCAGAGUUCCUACAUGGAGAAGACAACGGAAGUUCACAUGUGGAUCUCACAUAUUCUACAGAUAUCCCUACAAAUAUCGCCAAUAUGAUGGGUGUUCAAACUAGAAUUCGUGAUAGACAAAUGCAUCAACAACUGAAAGAUGAUUUGGUAGAACAUAUAUGGCGUAAAUUUGGACGUGAUAGAGCCAACUACUGAGUUCAGAUGUUUUUUUCCAAAUUAUUCUCGAUUAUUGUACUAAUCUUUAUUUUUAUGUUUUUUAAAAAUCUAUGUUUUAAAUGUUA